UUAUCACAAUGGAUGGCAGUAAGAUGAUCUCUGUGGAUUCUUCUCAUCAUGCUGAAACACAGAUACUGUACAUGAUGAUGUUUUUUAUUUAUCUGUGACACAGCUGGAUGUGCAGUGCAUGUGGACGCGUGAGUCGCGGGGAAGGAUGGGUGCUCGGGUGUGAGCCGCAGCGAGACGGCUUUAAUUCACAGCAGAAACCCCUCGACGCGUUCUGCUGCGUCGCCGCUGAGAUCCGCCAGCAUGCCUGCAGAUGUUCAGGAGCCGGACUCGGAGGAACCACCAGCCGAAAAGGAGCAGACAGAGGAAGCUCUUCCGGCGGACACACCGUCCACAGACGUGUCCACAAUCACCUCCAACCCUGGAAGCUCAGAGAAUACUGACGCUCAUACUGAGAGUUCAGGCAUCGAGAUGGAGAAAUCGUUAAGUCCUGAUACAGAAUCGAACCCGCUCAGCACCAGCAGCUCUAAUGAACAGGUCGUGUCACCUGGACUGAAGGAAAGUUCAUCAUCAGGAUUGGAUGGCUUUCAAACAUUGUGCCCAGACCAAGCGACGGCACCCAAUGCAUCGAACGAGAAGGACCCGGCUCACCCUGAGCCCAGCUUGACCUCUGACCCAGCUAACGAAAAUGCCAAGGAUCAUUCAGCUGUGUUCAACACUCUCAAUAAUCACAGCAGCACUUUACUGCAUGGAUUCCCGUUCCAUCCGACUUAUUCAAACCUGCCCGCCCGGAACUACGUUCCAGAGAACUGCUUCACGCUGCCGCUACAACGUGACAGCUUCGCCCGAGGUGGGCACACUAUGCCAGCCUGUAACGGCGCAUCUAAAGGUGAGCAGGACUCUGGCGUAGCCGCUGUCAGCCAUCCGAUCUUAGGCGGGACUCUCCAUUUGAGACCGCCUCUGGAUCUCACCGCGGAUGAUCACCUCGGGCCACUGCCACACCUGUAUUUCCAGGAUCUGUACAGGAUGCAAACGCUCAUUCCACAGAAACGUGCCAGCACUGUGAGUCUGGACACGAUUCGUAAAGACCCACGUUGGAGAGACCCGAACCUGCGCGAGGUCAUCGCCAUGUUGAGUCACCCGAUGGACCCGGUCAAGUCCAACGCCGCGGCAUACCUGCAGCACCUGUGCUACGAGAAUGAUAAUGUCAAGCAAGAGGUCAGGCAGCUCAGAGGAAUCCCCAUCCUGGUGAUGCUCCUCGACCACCCCAAACCAGAAGUACAUCGCAAGGCUUGCGGCGCGCUGAGGAACAUCUCGUUCGGCAGAGACAAUUUCAACAAGGUGGCCAUUAAGAAUUCCAACGGCAUUCCAGCUCUGCUGAGACUCCUGCGGAAGACGAGCGACGUGGAGGUUAGAGAGCUCGUCACAGGAACCCUGUGGAAUCUCUCCUCGCAUGAGCCUCUGAAGAUGAUGGUCAUAAACCACGGACUGCAGACACUCACAGAGGAGAUCAUCAUUCCACACUCGGGUUUGAGGGGCGACCCCAAUGACCCCGCAAGACCUGGAGAUCCAGAGUGGAACACGGUCUUCAAGAAUACGUCCGGAUGUUUGAGGAACGUGAGUUCAGACGGUGCUGAUGCACGUCAGAGACUGCGUGAGUGUGAGGGACUCGUGGACGCUCUGCUACAUGCGCUUUAUUCUGCUGUUGCCAAGAGAGACAUAAAUAACAAAUCGGUGGAGAACUGCGUUUGUAUUCUGCGGAACCUCUCCUACCACGUACACAAGGAGGUGCCUGGAGCCGAAAAAUGUCAUAUGCAAGAAGCCAAUCACACUGUGAAAUCAGGCGGCCCCUACAAGAAGAAAGAGGAGUCAGACUGCUUCAGUGGACGCACAACCAAAGAAGAAUGGUUUCAUCAGUGCAAACAACAUGCAGUGAGUGAGAAGAAGACCAGCGGUGCCGAUCUGCCCAAGAGGAGUUCACCCAUGAAAGGCCUGGAGCUUCUGUACCAGCCGGAGGUGGUGCGACUUUACCUGUCACUCCUCAAACUGAGCCAGAACCACAACACGCUGGAGGCCGCGGCCGGAGCGCUUCAGAACCUUUCUGCUGGACACUGGGCCUGGUCCAAUUAUAUCCGAGCGACUGUGCGUAAGGAGAAAGGUCUGCCGGUGCUCGUCGAGUUGCUUCAUUCUGAUGAGGAUAAAGUGGUGCGAGCGAUCGCCAUCGCACUGAGAAAUCUCGCCAUCGACCACAAAAACAAAGAUCUCAUUGGGAGUUACGCCAUGAGGGAUCUGGUCAGUAAUCUGCCCUGCGGUCAGCAGCGACCCGCCAAAAACCUGGAGGGAGACACGAUGGUGGCCGUUCUGAAUACUGUACUGGAGAUCAUCUCUGAAAACCUGGAGAACGCAAGAUUCCUCAUUCAGGGACAGGGAAUCCAGAAGCUCAUUUCAAUCAACAGAACCAGCCAAUCGGUGCGCGAGACCAAAGCCACGUCACAGAUUCUGCGGACCGUUUGGGCGUAUAAAGACCUGCGACACGCUCUCUGUAAAGCAGGCUGGAAUAAAACUCACUUUAAGCCGGCCAUAUCCGGGUUGCCAAAAAAACCAGCAAAGAAUGCAAAACAAGGCAACGAUGACAUCACACUACCUUUAAUGGAGAAAAACCAAGACGGUUACUGCACCAUUGAUCAGAGAGAGAGAGUUGAAAACGCUCCAUGCCACAUGAUCGAACGCGAAACAUUUCAGGGUGUAAAUGAUAAGAGGCAUUUCAUCAGAACCAGCAGACCAGCGGUGGGUUUAGUGGAGCGAACACCACAGCCGCUGGACUCAUGGGUCUGAAAUGCCCUACGGUUGGAGAGCCACUUGCAGAACCGGAUUUAGACAGAUUAUCCACAUUCAGCACAAUUCAUCACAGUAUCAAAUAAGAGAAAUUCAAUAUACAGUAUCAGAGCUGUUCAUUUACACACAAAUAAAUCAAUGGAAUAUUAGAUUUCAGAGCACUUGAUCAAUAUUGGUGUCCAGUUUGUUCUGAAAGUAAAAUAUUAUUCUUUGCUGCUUUGGCAGUCUUCACUGUUAAAUUCAAGAAAUUAUAAGAAAUCAUUUAUACUGUUGAUUGUAUGAUCUAAGUCUUUAUACACCAUAUUAUGAUCUUCAUGUUUUGUUUCUGUUUUGUUUACUUGUUUGUUUGUUUGUUUUGAUAAGUUACUAAAUUGUAUAAAAGUGUUCCACUACAAUCAUUCACAGAUAACUUCAGUUCUAUAUCUAGAUUUGUGCACAAAAGAGAUAAAGUCAUCACAUAUUAUGAUGAAUAUUACCAAGUUAUUAUGAGGCUCAUAGUCUACAUAAAAAAUAGAAAUAGUACCUAUAUGAAUAUAUCAGAAAAACUAUCAGAGAUUUCUCUAUUCAUACUAAAUUUCUUUCAUAACAUCAGUGAUUAAAUUGCUUGGAAAAAUAAAUUCAAUGAGUUUUAUCUAUUCUUUAUAAAUCUUUAUCAUGACUCUAACAGAAAAUAAAAUGAAAUAAAAUAAACUUAU
Molecule: messenger RNA, 3467 nt
Organism: Myxocyprinus asiaticus (Chinese sucker)
Lineage: Eukaryota; Metazoa; Chordata; Actinopteri; Cypriniformes; Catostomidae
Product: splicing regulator ARVCF-like
Exons: 18
Coding region: 241-2772 (843 amino acids)
Biological process (GO): cell-cell junction assembly; cell-cell adhesion
Cellular component (GO): nucleus; adherens junction; cytoplasm
Molecular function (GO): cadherin binding
Source: RefSeq, a predicted model, not a curated record